Camelina sativa (false flax) is the source of this 475-nucleotide messenger RNA. The record is from RefSeq and is a predicted model, not a curated record. Lineage: Eukaryota; Viridiplantae; Streptophyta; Magnoliopsida; Brassicales; Brassicaceae.
UUGAGUUUUGAGAAGUCACAAACGAAAAAACAAAAGUGGGCUAGUCAUUUAAAUGGCGUACACAAACAUGAUGGCGGUUGCGGUUACAGCUGUGCUGUUUCUAGCGGUUACGAUUGCUCCUCAGUGGACGGAGGCAAAGAAGCCACCAAAGACGACGGAUACAUCGGCUACAGUGUGCCCGUUUGCAAUCCCUGAAAUCGUCCAAAAUUGCUAUGCAACGAUGAGUGUGUUGCCAUCAGAAGAAUGCUGCAAGGAUCUCAGAACGGCGAGCAAGACGGAGGUGACUUGUCUCUGCGAUAAUAUCAUUGUACAUCCAAAUCCAUUAUACGCCAACAUCACCAAAGUUUACUUCAACCAAGUCAGCAUUGCAUGUGGCGUUCUCGACAAAUAUGCAUGCAACGGAGGCGACGCUAAUGGAGGAGUAACGAACAAGAUUGCUGCAUCAAUGGCUCUUUUUGGUUUGGUUGGAAAAUGA